Molecule: messenger RNA, 537 nt
Organism: Quercus robur (English oak)
Lineage: Eukaryota; Viridiplantae; Streptophyta; Magnoliopsida; Fagales; Fagaceae
Product: dirigent protein 22-like
Exons: 1
Coding region: 1-537 (178 amino acids)
Source: RefSeq, a predicted model, not a curated record
AUGGCAACUAAAAUUGUCAUCUUGUCUUUCAUGUUCCUCCUAGCUCUAGCCACUUUCAUUGAAGCUUCAAAGUACCAGUUCCAAAAGCUGAAAGAAACCAACAUGGUGUUCUACAUGCAAGAUUGGGAGACGGGUGCCAAUGUCACCGCCACCCCAAUCGCUGGCAUCCCCCACAAGCGGUGGUUGAUCCUUGGGUUCGGAACAAUCUUUGCGACGGAUGAUAAGUUGGCAGUAGCUAUUGAAAGGAACUCAUCUGAGGUUGGAAGGGCUCAUGGCAUUUACGUGAACUCAGCAUUGGAUGGCUCUGAUUUGCAUUUAUUGAUGUCAUUUGUGUUCACCAACAAGAAGUACAAUGGUAGCACCUUAGAAAUACAAGGGGCAGACAGGGUCUUUCAAAAGUAUAGGGAGGUAUCUGUGGUUUCAGGAACCGGGUUCUUCAGGUUGGCUCGUGGUUAUGCUACUUUGGAGACUGUUUUUCUUGACAUUCCCAAUUCUAAUGCAAUCAUCCGGUGGAAUGUGACAGUUUUUCACUACUGA